Messenger RNA from Lymnaea stagnalis (great pond snail), 2119 nucleotides. The record is from the annotation of a GenBank genome assembly. Lineage: Eukaryota; Metazoa; Mollusca; Gastropoda; Lymnaeidae.
AUGGAUAACUUAACGAAUGUUUGUGAAGCAACCAGUCAGUCUCACGAUAUAGAUAACUACAGGCCAACUCAUAGAAAGGUAAGUCGAUAAAAUUUAAAAAUAACUAACUAAAAUAAAUUAUUUUAUUUUGGUCUAGAGGCAGAGGUCAAGUCUAGGUAGGCUUAGAUUUAGAUUAUAGAAGUUAGAGUAGAGUUCGACUUACUUUUAACUUUACUUAGUUACUAUUUCUAAGUAUUUUUUUUAGUAACUCUAGGUACUUAAGUAAGAAGUUAAAUCCAGUGUUAACUUAGUUAAAAUCUUAGCAUAUUAACAAGCCAAUUAUUAUAAUUAAAGAGGGGGAGUUAGUUAAGUUAGUAAUAGUAAUAGUAAUAAUAAUAGAUUCAAUUUAUUAAAGUUAACAUGAUUCAAGUUAUUAUCUUACUGAUUACUGACUGGGACUUAAGACUAAGGUUAAGACACUUAAAAGUGUGUAUAUUAUAUUAUAUGAUUUUAGUUAGGCAUAUAUAAGUUAACAUUUUAAAUUCACAAGUCUAAUAUUACUAAUAAAAAAUAGAGUAUGACCCUGUUUAUAACAUUAAACGGUGAUAAAUUGGUUAAUAAUUUAAUAUUAAUAAUGAAUUAAUGUUUUUCUUUUUUUUUUUACAGGGUAAAAAGUUGCUCGCAGAAAAGAAGAGACGAGCUCGCAUUAAUAAUUGUUUAAUGCAAAUUCGAGAUUUGGUUUGUGAAGGGGAAGAAGAUAAGGUAUGCUGCACAAAAUACUCUUCACUGUAUAUAUAUUUAUAUAUUAUAAUAAAAUUUAAGGCCUAUGUCAUAUGACAAUUAUUCAUAUCCUGUUAUAGUAGUUUAGCAGGCUAAGUAUUUGUUGCUGACUAUAAGAUUUUAAUAUUUUAAUUAACAUUCUGCUUGCAAUAUAUCUAUGGGAACGUUUUGGCCAUAUUAAUAUAAGUCUAAUGUUUUUGUUUUAUUUAGGUGAUUACAUUUUUAAUAAUCAAUGCUACUUUUAAUUAAACUUCUAUAGAAAUUUAAAUAUUUUCUGUUUUAUUCUCAGGACACAGACUUAGACAAAAUGGAAAAAGCUGAAAUUUUAGAGAAAACUCUUGAAGUUCUCACAAGAUUGCGUCAUGAUUAUAGCAGUUCCACUAGUGGGAAUACAUUUUCUGCACGUAAGGCCAUGGCAGUGCGUUAUGCUUCAGGGUUCAGUUCAUGUGCUGAAGAGUCCAUUCGUUACAUACAGAGUUCUCGCCUUGUUCCUACUGAAGUUAAAGUACAACUACAGAACCACCUUAGAGCUAUUGCGAGAAGAAUGGAGACAGUGGUUCAAGUUGAUGAUCAAAAUGUGAACUUUGGCUCAAAUUUUCCCACCUCAUCUGUGUCGUCCUCAUCCUAUUUGUCAACUGAGAAAUACACAGCAGAAGAAGCAGAACAAAUUUCUGGCAGUCACUGUGAAACCACAGAAGCCAGGGGAGUGUAUGUUCCAUCUCCCAUUAACUCUUCAACACCUGCCCUUCAGUAUAACAUAACACACAGUACAACAGCACCUAUUUCACAACAAUGUGACCGUGUUACAAGCACACCUGAUGCAUAUCCAAAAGUGGAACGCCUGAACCAUUACCAGAGAUCUGCAGACCAAGACUCAUUGAUUAUCACUGAAACCAGUGAGGGCUCCAGAGACCUCAAAUGCAGACAACGCAAUGAAGUACACAGCUCUGCAGUGCACAAGUAUGAAGCUGUUACCCCAGAAUUUCCCAGGGAGCACUUCGUCAGCCCGUACGCACCUCUGGCGACAGAUCAAUCAUAUCCUUCAUCAGUCCUGUCUAUGUCAGCCUACACACCUUCAGUCAGCUCUCCCAUUAUAAUGCACCCAGCUGCACUUUUAAACACGAACACUGUGACACCCGACACACCUAUUUACUGCUACAGAGGGUAUGAGCCAUACCCUGCUAUCUCCAGUGCCUUGGUACGGCCAGUUCAUUACAUUUCAACACCAAUUAGCAGUGCUCCUAUUUUAUCGACACCUGUCACUAAGCGGACGUCAACAGAAAACAGUGCACUUAAUCUGUGUGUUAAAGGAAAUGAGGCGCAUCAAAUUUCACCAGAAACAAUGUGGAGGCCCUGGUAA